This is a messenger RNA of Paracoccidioides lutzii Pb01, 1881 nucleotides long. Its product is annotated as bifunctional purine biosynthesis protein ADE17. The coding region runs from base 1 to 1881 and encodes 626 amino acids. Gene Ontology annotation, cellular component: cytosol. Gene Ontology annotation, biological process: 'de novo' IMP biosynthetic process. The transcript has 4 exons. The record is from RefSeq and is a predicted model, not a curated record. Gene Ontology annotation, molecular function: IMP cyclohydrolase activity; phosphoribosylaminoimidazolecarboxamide formyltransferase activity.
AUGGCUGAUGACAUGACCCUAGCACAGGCGCUGAAGAAAUCCCUCAACGCUAAAGAGUUCGACAGACCUGCUCUCAGGUACUUUUUUGAGAAAAUGGCGCAGAAGUCAGCGAUUCUGUCUGUCUACGAUAAAACUGGCCUGCUAGACUUAGCCAAGGGCCUCGUCAAGCACAAUGUACGGUUGCUUGCGUCUGGCGGAACGGCGAAGUUGAUUAGGGAGGCUGGGUUCCCUGUUGAAGAUGUAUCGGCGAUCACACAUGCGCCUGAAAUGUUGGGUGGCCGCGUCAAAACCUUGCACCCCGCCGUGCACGGUGGAAUUCUUGCGCGGAACAUCGAAUCCGAUGAACAAGAUCUGGCAGCCCAGAAGAUCGCCAAGGUUGACUACAUCGUUUGCAACCUGUACCCUUUCAAACAAACAGUGGCUCAGGUUAAUGUCACCAUCGAAGAAGCCGUCGAGGAGAUAGAUAUUGGCGGCGUUACUCUGCUGCGCGCUGCGGCGAAGAACCACUGCCGGGUCACCAUCCUCAGCGAUCCCAAAGAUUACCCAGAAUUUCUGCAGGAACUUGAAGCGGGCGAUGUCUCUGAGAAAAAGAGGAAACUAUAUGCUCUCAAGGCCUUUGAGCAUACAGCUGACUACGACGAGGCGAUCUCGGACUUCUUCCGGAAGAAGUACGCUACUGAUACGCAGUACAUCCCCCUCCGUUAUGGCGCAAAUCCACACCAGAAACCCGCGUGCGCAUUUACCAGGCAAUCCAAACUCCCCUUCAAAGUCCUGUGUGGGGCGCCAGGGUACAUCAACCUUCUCGACUCCCUGAAUGCCUGGCCACUCGUUAAGGAGCUCAAGCAGGCCCUGGGCUACCCAGCCGCAGCGAGCUUCAAGCACGUUUCUCCCGCUGGCGCCGCCAUUGGCGUCCCGUUAAAUGAGAAGGAGAAAAAAGUCUACAUGGUUGAUGAUAUCGCUGGCAUCGAUGAGUCGGGACUCGCACAGGCAUACGCCCGUGCCAGAGGUGCAGACCGCAUGUCCAGCUUCGGCGACUUGAUCGCACUAUCAGAUAUUGUCGAUGUGCCCACUGCAAAAAUCAUCUCGCGCGAAGUGUCCGACGGCGUCAUCGCGCCAGGUUACUGUCCCGAUGCCAUCGCGCUCCUCUCCAAGAAAAAAGGUGGAAAAUACCUCGUCCUCCAAAUGGACGAAACUUACAACCCGCCCACCGAAGAAACACGCACAGUCUACGGCAUCCAGCUCUCCCAACGUCACAACGACAUCCUCAUCAAACCCCACGAAUCCUUCAACAAAAUAAUAACCCCGAAAUCCAUCACAGAACUCCCUGCAAGCGCCCAGCGUGAUCUCACCGUCGCCACCAUCGCGCUGAAAUACACACAGUCCAACUCUGUUUGCUAUGCUUUGAAUGGGCAGGUUAUCGGGUUGGGGGCUGGACAGCAGAGUCGGAUCCACUGCACACGGUUGGCGGGGGAUAAGGCUGAUAAUUGGUGGAUGCGAUUUCAUGAGCGAGCACUGAAUUUGAGAUGGAAGGCUAACACGAAGAGGCCGGAGAAGAGUAAUGCGAUUGAUUUGUUGUGUUCGGGGCAGGUGCCGAGGGAUGGGGUGGAGAGGGUAGAGUUUGAGAAGGUAUUUGAGGAAGGGAGGGUGCCGGCGCCUUUUACGGCAGAGGAGAGGGAGAAGUGGUUGGCGCAGUUGGGGGAGGUGGCGGUUUCUUCGGAUGCUUUUUUCCCCUUUACGGAUAAUGUGUUCCGCGCUGCGCGUUCGGGUGCCAAGUAUAUCGCUGCUCCUACUGGGAGUCAGAAUGAUGUGCCUGUGUUUGAAACGGCGGAGAAAUUGGGAAUUGUGUUUGUGGAGCAGGGGAUUAGGUUGUUUCACCAUUGA